ACUGGGCUCCAUUUUCAAGGCUUAAAGGACUAACUCCUUUUCUGGGAAAUGAAACUUUAAUCUGUUAAUGGUACUAGUGAAAGGCUAGUUCAAUUUUAAUCUCCUGCUGUUGUCCAGCAUUUUGAUCUUCUUCCUUGAGAGGAGAAAACAAUGAGCUGGGGAUUCCUCCGAGAUCUCUUAAGUGGAGUGAAUAAAUAUUCAACAGUAAUGGGCCGGAUCUGGUUGGCUAUUGUGUUCAUAUUUCGCCUGCUUGUUUAUAUGGUGGCAGCAGAACAUGUCUGGAAAGAUGAACAGAAGGAGUUUGAGUGCAACGUCCAGCAACCUGGAUGUGAAAAUGUCUGCUUUGACCACUUCUUUCCUGUCUCUCACAUCAGGCUUUGGGCUUUGCAACUGAUCAUGGUUUCUACCCCAUCACUUCUUGUUGCUUUCCAUGUUGCCUAUCGUGAGAGCAGAGAGAAAAAGCACAACCAGAAACUUUACAAGAACCUAGGAAACAUGGAUGGUGGACUCCUGUGCACUUACCUCAUCAGUCUAAUUUUCAAAACAGGUUUUGAAAUUGGUUUUCUAGUUUUGUUUUACAAGUUGUAUGAUGGAUUUAAUGUACCACGCCUUAUGAAAUGUGAUGUUAGACCAUGCCCCAAUACUGUAGAUUGCUACAUCUCCAAGCCUACAGAGAAGAAAAUCUUCCUCUUUUUUUGUGGUAUAACUUCAUGCUUAUGCAUUGCAUUAAACGUAAGUGAACUGGCCUAUCUGACUUUCAAACACUCUUUGAAGUGUCUAAAGAGGUAUGGCAAGAGAGGUCAUACCUUGAAACGCGAGUGUCAUGAGCUGAAAUGCGCUGCUUACAAUGGAACAUCACCUAGAGUUCUGACCCAUACCAAUGCUUCACCUAUGCUUUUCAGUCUCCUUGAUAAAUCUGAAAGCUGUCCUCCGAUUUUUUCAGGAUAAAAAAUGUUGUGUGAUGUUAAAAUGAAGUGUUUUAAUUUCUUUUAUAAGUAGAUUAAAAAAAAAAUUUGAAGUUUCUUCAUUUUCAAGUAAAAAAAAGCA
Messenger RNA from Gavialis gangeticus (Gharial), 1047 nucleotides. RefSeq names its product gap junction protein beta 7 (gene GJB7). NCBI's taxonomy places the organism in Eukaryota, Metazoa, Chordata, Crocodylia, Gavialidae. The coding region runs from base 151 to 948 and encodes 265 amino acids. Gene Ontology annotation, cellular component: connexin complex. Gene Ontology annotation, biological process: cell communication. The record is from RefSeq and is a predicted model, not a curated record. The transcript has 2 exons.